Morone saxatilis (striped sea-bass) is the source of this 3369-nucleotide messenger RNA. RefSeq names its product glutathione hydrolase 5 proenzyme-like. Gene Ontology annotation, cellular component: plasma membrane. Gene Ontology annotation, biological process: inflammatory response; glutathione catabolic process; leukotriene D4 biosynthetic process. Bases 85 to 1716 code for a protein of 543 amino acids. The record is from RefSeq and is a predicted model, not a curated record. NCBI's taxonomy places the organism in Eukaryota, Metazoa, Chordata, Actinopteri, Moronidae. Gene Ontology annotation, molecular function: leukotriene-C(4) hydrolase activity; glutathione gamma-glutamate hydrolase. The transcript has 12 exons.
AUUGCAACUUCAAGGUCCUGAUGAUCAACUCAAUCAUUCAAAUUUUUGAAACUUGAAUGAUCGAAGCGUUGGAUAGUAUCAGCCAUGUCGAAGGCAAAGAAAAUUUCUUAUGUAGCGAUCUUUGUGAUUGCUUGUUUGAUUUUUUUUUUUGAAAUUAUGUAUUGUAUUGGCUAUUAUCGAAAAGGUGCCGUGGCUGCAGACACUUGGGAUUGUUCACAGGUUGGAGUAAACAUCCUCAGAAAUGGAGGCUCAGCGGUAGAUGCUGCCAUCGCUGCGCUGAUUUGCACCUCUUUCUUUAACCCACAGAGUAUGGGCAUCGGAGGGGGGUCCAUAUUCACAGUGAUGGACAGCUCUGGCAAAGUCACAAUCAUCAACUCCAGAGAGACUGUACCCAGGAAUGUGACAUCUGACCUGCUGGAGUUGUGUUCCAAUAAUACCUCAAAGACGUCAACUGGUAAAUGGAUUGGGGUCCCAGGUGAACUAAGGGGCUAUAAAGAGGCACACAGGCGUUUUGGGAAGUUGCCAUGGGCUGAACUCUUCAAGGAGACCCUUGAAUUGGUCAAACAUGGAAUUCGUAUCAAUGAAGUCCACGGUGGAUUUAUCAAGGUCAUUAAUGAAAGUGCGGGCCCAGCACUACGAAAGUUGUAUUCACACGAGAACGGGACGUUCCUGAAGACCGAUGACACUGUGAAGUUUGAGAAACUGAUGGAGACUUUGAAGAUUAUUGCAGAUGAAGGAGCAGACGCUUUUUACAAUGACGAAAUGGCAAAGAAUUUAGUCAGUGACAUAAAUGAGGCAGGAGGAAAUAUAACGAUGGAUGACUUGAAAGAGUAUAAAGUUUCCGUGACUGAUGCGUGGGUUGUUCCUUUGGGAGAGUACCAGAUGUACAUACCUCCACCCCCUGCAGGAGGCGUCAUUCUCAGCUUUCUCCUUAACGUCCUGAAAGGCUUUCACUUCAAUUCAAACUCUCUGGAAGGUGAAAGUAAGACACUGACCUAUCAUCGCUAUAUUGAAACUUUAAAGUUUGCCAAUGGAUUAAAGAAAGACAUCCGUGAUCCAAAGUUCAUGUCAACAGAACGCUUACAGAGGGCCAAGACAUUCACAACGGAUAGCUUUGCCGACGAUAUCCGAAGCUUUAUCGGUGAUGAGAGCCAGUAUUACCACAAGCCCCCAUAUAUGGACAGCGUGGGCACCUCACACGUGUCUGUUGUGACAAAGGAUGGAUCUGCUGUGUCCGUCACCAGCUCCAUCAACUACGUGUUUGGAUCACGGAUCUUAUCUCCGAGCACCGGAGUCAUCCUCAACAACCAGCUGGCCGACUUCUGUCAGAGAGUUGAUAAAUUCUCUCCUGGGGAGCAGCCUCCCUCCUCCAUGGCCCCCAUUGUGCUGAAGUCGAAGUCGAAGUUACUGGUGAUUGGGGGUUCUGGUGGGGACAGGAUCACGACUGGGGUCGCCUCGGUGCUCAUAAACCACCUCUGGUUUGGAAAAAGUCUUAAACAGGCGAUUAAAGCUCCAGUUGUUUUUGUCAACUCUGAUAAUGAAGUGGAGUAUGAAAAAGAUUUUGAUGAGGAUGUAAUCAAGGCUCUGAAAGCUCUGGGACACAAACAAAAAGAUAAAGAAACUUACUACAGUGUGGUCAACGCAGUGGAGCUCGAGGACGGUUGUAUCAGCGCCGAGUCUGAUGAACGGAAAAAAGGCCAAGCAGCCGGUUUCUGAGACCACGAGUCAGUGACACUGUUUUAUGCAGGAGGGCCCGGAGGUUACAGAGACCUUCCUGGCUAAUAAGCUAAUUAACUAGGGCUUUCCUAACAUUAGCUAACUUAAAGGCCCAAUGAAGUUAAAACGCUUAAGUGUUUUUUUUUAUCUCCCUUUGUGCUGUACAUCUCUUAUACUCCAGUAUCUGUAUGCAAUAUUGACAAAAAGACUUUUUAAGGUGUUUUCAUGUAUUCUUAAUGGUAUUUUAGGGUUAGAAAAAACAAUAAAAAUAAGUUAAUGACUAAUCCUGCACUCAAAUUUUGCAUCCAAUGAAACACUUUCUGAGUGUUUCUUAGGGAUCAUGUAUUACAGACCUCUCUGGCCUCACUGAUUACUGUACAGAAGCUCAACUUUAUAACUGUAUUCAGUGCUUUUUGUGAAACUGCAUCAGAUUUAAUGGAGAAGAAAGUUUUCCCUCUGACGUCCUCCGGCUGCUCAGCUUCAACUCUCUGUGAUUCACAGACUUUUCUGAUGGACAGUUUAGCUAAAAUAGCUAACUGUUAAUUAACUGCUGCUAACUGUAUCUGCCAUUAGUGGGUGACAGAACCGGGCUCAGCAGUCGGACCAGGAUUGAACACAGCCUCUUAGACUGACAGGGAAUAACAUUACAGUACAGAGGUAAAAAACACAAACAAUUAAAAGCCAGACUAAAGAUGUAAGUUUUGGGUUCGAGACUUUAGGAUUGGUGUAAUGUGCGUUCUCUUUCUCGUACUCGUCAAGACACGUGCAGCUAAGUUUUGAAGUGAAAGUUCUGUUCUUUUUAGGGAGAGCAAAAAAGUAGAGCUUCACAGUAAUCAAUCCUGCAGAUAAUGAAAGCUCUAAUGUCUCUCUUGGCCUAAGAGGGAGAAACAGAUUUAAGAUGAUAAAAGGUUUUAGUUAUGUUUCUAAUGUGGGGUUAAAAACUAAGAUCGGAAUCAAAGAUAACUGCAAGGUUUUUUACUUGUUCACAGGGAUUUAAUGUCAGUGUCAGGACUUCAGUUUUGUCAUGACUGAGCUGUAGAUAAUUCUCUCCCAUUCAUUGCUUAAAAUCUAAAAAAAACCCAAUUAAAAAGGGCAUCUAUUGGCCCCGAGUGAUCAGCAGAUGCAGCUAUGUAAAGCUGAGUGUCAUCAGCAUAGCGAUGGAAACUGAUAACCUUUCUAAAUGUCAGCAUGUAAAGGUUAAAUAGGGUGGUACCUAAAAUUGAACCCUGGGAGACAACACAAUUCAUUUUAUAGCUUUUAUUUAACGUUCAUCAAUGCUGACAAAAAUGUCGUUCAGAUUUAAACCAAUUAAAAUCAGUAUCAGAGAGGCCAGCCAGACUGGGAAGUCUAGUUAAAACAAUGGAGUGAUCUAUUGUAUCACAGCUCAGUUAGGUCAAGUAGUCCUAAUACAGUCCUAUACAUAGUAGCUGUCAGAUAAAACUAACAACAACAAUUGAUUUAGAUAAGCUAAUUGACUGAAAAGCAAGCUAACAAUUGGUGUGGAUUAGCCUAGCAUGUAGCAUAUCGGGGCGGGGCUUAUAAAUUCAACUAAUUUUCUGUCAUUUGAUCCCAUUUCAGAUCAAUCGUUACUCAGUCACAGUAAGCACUGAUGUUUAGUUUCAUUGUAAAUGAAUUUGUUGCUUAUGUUUAUUA